Sceloporus undulatus (fence lizard) is the source of this 449-nucleotide messenger RNA. Its product is annotated as optineurin-like. NCBI's taxonomy places the organism in Eukaryota, Metazoa, Chordata, Lepidosauria, Squamata, Phrynosomatidae. Gene Ontology annotation, cellular component: nucleus; Golgi apparatus; cytoplasm. Gene Ontology annotation, biological process: protein localization to Golgi apparatus; regulation of canonical NF-kappaB signal transduction; Golgi ribbon formation. Gene Ontology annotation, molecular function: K63-linked polyubiquitin modification-dependent protein binding. Bases 73 to 360 code for a protein of 95 amino acids. The record is from RefSeq and is a predicted model, not a curated record. The transcript has 3 exons.
CCCUAGAUCCAAAAAAUUAGCCCAAUUCUGGUCUGACCGUUGUUUAUCCUGCUUUGUUAACUUCUAGAUGGAAUGUAUUGUUCUGAUUUCCACGCUGAAAGAGCCGCACGAGAGAAGAUCCACGAAGAAAAGGAGCAGUUAGCUGUGCAGCUGACAUACUUGCUAACAGAAACACAGCACCGUGAAGGUCUUAGCAGGAAUUCACUAGCAGAAUGCAAACUCGCCAUGGAACAAGACUACCGUCAGAUCAGGGAAACUUAUCUCACUUUUCUCAAGGAGAAACAGAAGAGGAGGAUUGGCAGCAGCAACAGAGGAACAUCCCAGUGCACUCUUGCCCAAAGUGUGGAACGAUUCUCCUGAUAUGACACACUUCAGAUACAUGUUAUGGACUGUAUCAUCUAAACAGUGUCAACAAAAAUGCUAUAAUAAUGGAAACUGCACUUUCUAAA